AUUUCUUUCAAGAGCAAAAGCGCUAUUACGGACCUAUUCGGGACAUUCUUAUAUUAACUUAAGAGGAACAUAGGUUGUAUGUAUGGUUUCCCAUUUCAAGUUUUGUAAAUUUAUAUAAUUAUGGAAUAAUUAUAGCAAUAUAACAAGAGAUUAUAUUUAACAUUAGCCUAUAUCAUAUCCCGGUUUUCUAUUUUGCUUGCAGUUUUCUGCUUUUUAAUAGCUAGUUAGAACAUAUUGCUCACCGAGCAUUUUGACGUUAGUUGCGCAUUUUAAAAGUUUAGAGGUGUUGCGUGUUAGCCUUCACUGCAUGCUCAUUUUUAAUAAUACAUAGGCUUAUGUGUUUAAGUUGCAGUUUCUGUAGACUAAACUAACAGUGCGCGCAGGUACCCAAGAGUACCCAAAAACUGUGUAAUUAUGGGCGACAACCCUGACUUUGAUGACAAAGAAAUUAAAGAAGAGAAAAAUUGUCUGGAUCUGGGGAAAACGAACCCUUCCAAAUCCGUGGACUUGGAGGAACAAAUUGAAUGUACGAGCAUCUCGAAUGAGGACCAGGACAAUAGGCCUACAACUACCACGCGUUUAUACAAAAGGAGAUGGGUGAUGGUGUGCCUUUUCAGCUGUUACUCCCUGUGCAACGCAUUUCAAUGGAUCCAAUACGGAAUAAUCAACAAUAUUUUUAUGAAAUUCUACAAUGUGGACUCUUUUACCAUUGACUGGAUGUCAAUGGUCUAUAUGUUGACCUAUAUUCCCUUUAUAUGGCCUGUCUCCUGGCUUUUGGACAAAAAGGGACUGCGGCUCAUAGCACUGAUGGCCACCGCCAUUAAUUGCCUUGGGACAUGGAUCAAGGUGGCCAGCGUCAGGCCAAACCUAUUUUGGGUGACGAUGCUCGGACAGUUUGCAGGCUCCCUAUCCCAGGUCUUCAUCCUUGGGAUGCCCUCCCGCCUGGCAUCGGUUUGGUUUGGCUCCGAAGAGGUGUCCACCGCCUGUUCCAUCGGCGUUUUUGGGAAUCAGGUGAGUUUAUUCAAAUCAAUUUAUUGGGGGAUUAUGAAAGAAUGUUGAUAAUACCUUUUGAGCUGGUGCAUGGGGUUGAGCAAUCAAGAAACAAACCAGGACCUGUGUCUGAGUGAUUGCCCUCCAUUUAUCAUCCCAUGGAUGCACUAUUUGUCUCCACACCACUGAGAUAGCUCAAGGAGAAUAUAUUCAGAGAUCCUAUUUAGUGCAACUUGAUAAGAGUGAUUAUACUUAGAUGCGCUGCAUAUUAUUCUCCUUUAGAGGUUGAUAUUGCUGGUCCUGUAGACUCACUAAUCCAGGCGUAUAGUGAUUUACAUGCAUAGUGACAAGCAUGUCCUAAAAACUGAUCUGAGAUGAUUUUCAUAGGCAGUUUCACAGUCACUGCUCCAACAAAGUAGCUUUCCAACCAACCGCAGGCAUUUUGUUCUUAGUGAGCUUCUUUGCUGGAUUACCUCUUUUCAGAGCUCACUUUUGUAUGGACUUUUUUAAAAUUCUGACUAAAGUAGCCCUUUGUGAUUAAGUGUUUGAGUUGAUGACAAUGAAAUACUAAACAUGCUGUUUGAGAAUAUUUAAUCAUAUUAAAUAUUUAUUUUUUUAUGUGCGUGUAAUGCGCUGAGUAGGGUGACUUCCAACCUAUCCAAUCAGUCUCCUGUAAGGAUGAUCUCUUUGAAUAUGUAUACUUUAUUAAAACAAUUCGGCUCUCAGGUUUCAAAUGUAUUCAGACAGACACUGACUUUACAGGUUAUACCCUAAUGCUAACCUGAAAAUCGCAACAUUCAAAUCUUGAAACUCACACCACAGGAACAUCCAUGAGAAGACAUCAUGUCAGACCAUUUCAAUUUUUUUCUGUGUAACUUUUUCUCAAAUUGCAGCACGUUUCAAUAUGUCAUCACAACAUUGAGCAUCUCUAUAGCUGAAUGAUGUGCAAUAAUUUUCAGAAGUAUUUCUAUUAUGUUUUCUAAUACAACUCAAUGGAUCUUGAUGUUUCUUGAGAAUUCUGUCACUAAGGCAAUUUAUGGAAAUGAAAGAAAAACUCAGAAUAAAAGGAAAAUAUGAAGGCAAGUAAGGGGAAAUGACAUGGUCCAAUUCCGCCAUCUUCUGCCAGUACAGUGUAUGCAAGGCUACACUUAAUCACAUACUUAAUGCAUUAAUGCAGCUACUUUUCUACAGGUACAGUGAGGGAAAAAAGUAUUUGAUCCCCUGCUGAUUUUGUACGUUUGCCCACUGACAAAGACAUGAUCAGUCUAUAGUUUUAAUGGUAGGUUUGUUUGAACAGUGAGAGACAGAAUAACAACCAAAAAAUCCAGAAAAACGCAUGUCAAAAAUUUUAUAAAUUGAUUUGCAUUUUAAUGAGGGAAAAUAAGUAUUUGACCCCUCUGCAAAACAUGACUUAGUACUUGGUGGAAAAACCCUUGUUGGCAAUCACAGAGGUCAGACGUUUCUUGUAGUUGGCCACCAGGUUUGCACACAUCUCAGGAGGGAUUUUGUCCCACUCCUCUUUGCAGAUCUUCUCCAAGUCAUUAAGGUUUCGAGGCUGACGUUUGGCAACUCGAACCUUCAGCUCCCUCCACAGAUUUUCUAUGGGAUUAAGGUCUGGAGACUGGCUAGGCCACUCCAGGACCUUAAUGUGCUUCUUCUUGAGUCACUCCUUUGUUGCCUUGGCCGUGUGUUUUGGGUCAUUGUCAUGCUGGAAUAACAAUCCACGACCCAUUUUCAAUGCCCUGGCUGAGGGAAGGAGGUUCUCACCCAAGAUUUGACGGUACAUGGCCCAGUCCAUCAUCCCUUUGAUGCGGUGAAGUUGUCCUGUCCCCUUAGCAGAAAAACACCCCAAAGCAUAAUGUUUCCACCUCCAUGUUUGACGGUGGGGAUGGUGUUCUUGGGGUCAUAGGCAGCAUUCCUCCUCCUCCAAACACAGCGAGUUGAGUUGAUGCCAAAGAGCUCCAUUUUGGUCUCAUCUGACCACAACACUUUCACCCAGUUCUCCUCUGAAUGAUUCAGUUGUACAUAGGCAAACUUCAGACGGCCCUGCGGGCGCUGCAGGAUUUCAGUCCUUCACGGCGUAGUGUGUUACCAAUUGUUUUAUUGGUGACUAUGGUCCCAUCUGCCUUGAGAUCAUUGACCAGAUCCUCCCGUGUAGUUCUGGGCUGAUUCCUCACCGUUCUCAUGAUCAUUGCAACUCCACGAGGUGAGAUCUUGCAUGAAGCCCCAGGCCGAGGGAGAUUGACAGUUAUUUUGUGUUUCUUUCAUUUGCGAAUAAUCGCACCAACUGUUGUCACCUUCUCACCAAGCUGCUUGGCGAUGGUCUUGUAGCCCAUUCCAGCCUUGUGUAGGUCUACAAUCUUGUCCCUGACAUCCUUGGAAGAACUCUUUGGUCUUGGCCAUGGUGGAGAGUUUGAAAUCUGAUUGAUUGAUUGCUUCUGUGGACAGGUGUCUUUUAUACAGGUAACAAGCUGAGAUUAGGAGCACUCCCUUUAAGAGUGUGCUCCUAAUCUCAGCUCGUUACCUGUAUAAAAGACACAUGGGAGCCAGAAAUCUUUCUGAUUGAGAGGGGGUCAAAUACUUAUUUCCCUCAUUAAAAUGCAAAUCAAUUUAUAACAUUUUUGACAUGCGUUUUUCUGGAUUUUUUUGUUGUUAUUCUGUCUCUCACUGUUCAAAUAAACAUACCAUUAAAAUUAUAGACUGAUCAUUUCUUUGUCAGUGGGCAAACGUACAAAAUCAGCAGGGGAUCAAAUACUUUUUUCCCCUCACUCUAUGUUAAAUCGUCGCUCUUUUAAAAAUCCUUUAUUUACAUUUUACAGACGCUCUUAUCCAGAGCGACUUACAGGAGCAAUUAGGGUUAAGUGCCUUGCUUAAGGGCACAUCGACAGAUUUUUCACCUAGUCGGCUCAGGGAUUAGAACCAGCGACCUUUCGGUUACUGGCACAAUGCUCUUACCCACUAAGCUAACUAACUACCUGCCGCUUUAUGUAAUGUAUCCACCACCUGUAUUUACGAGGAAAUCCGAUAAAAUAUUUUAUGAAACGAAUAGGCUAGCCUAUUAUUGAUAAAACCUAACAUUAUACACUUCAUACACUCCAGCGGGUGGUGAAGACGUCCCAGUACGUCACUGGGACCGUGCUCCCUCCCAUCCAGGACAUCUACUCCAAACGGCGCAUGAGGAAGGCCAGCAGCGUCAUCAAGGACCCCACACACCCCAUCCACAAGCUGUUCACUCCCUUACCGUCGGGCAGACGGUAUCGGAGCAUGAGGUCUGAUACUAACAGGCUCAGAGACAGUUUCUAUCUACAAGCCAUCAGACUGCUGAACACUUGAACUGGACUGACCACCUGCCCUGACUCUCCACACCAUAGCACACAUGCACUCACGCGCACACCCACACAGAAAUGCACUCAUCCAUACACACACACACACGCACACACAAACACACACACACACACACACACACACACACACACACACACACACACACACACACACACACACACACACACACACACACACACACACACACACACACACACACAUACAUUCAUGCUAAACACACAUCACAACUACCAGACUAUUAUUAUGAUUGCUAAGUACUGCAAAAUUGUAAUACUUGCCCCUCAAUCCCCCCUUCCCCAAACCACAUGUAAAUAUUGGACUAUAAAUUGUGCCUUCCUGUAUUAUACUUACGCAAAAAAAUAUAUACUGAGCCAUUUACUUUAUGUUCAUAUUCUUAUCUUUUGUGAUUUCUUAUUGUUGUUAACCUGCAAGUAAGCAAUUUGUUGUACAGUGUAUACCAUGUGUAUUCCAUACAUACGACUAAUAAAACUUGAAACUUUAAUUAAUUUGAUGUAAUAAAUAGGUCAAUGGCUAGAUGAUAUCAAAAUACACUUAGGAAAAUAAGAAAGACUGAAAUCUAUCCUAAUAUUCAGCUAUAUUUCAAAUGGCAGAAACGAAAACAUUUUAUUUAUUUCCUUGAUUGCAUAUGUGGAUAAGCUUAAUAGUAGGCUUACUUUUUAAUGAACAAUCUUUACAUGGCCUAUUUGGAAUGCAUUUGUAGUUUUGGUCUCAGUUUACAUAAAAAGGAUGGUGUUGGUCGGGCUUCAAGCUUGCUGUGAAGUUGUUCCUUCUCCUUGUCCGCUAAAAGUUUAUGAUCAGCAGUGGUAUAGGACAUAGCAGAAACUGUAGGAGCAGUAUACCAUUGCAAUUUUCCACUGUGGUCAAUCCCAUGAGAGCUAUAGACAGCUUUUCUUUUGACCUGAAAAAAAUAUGGCCUCGGUCUGGCCCUACAAUCAUAUAGACAUAAUCAUAAGAUGUGUCUUGUGUUUAGUUGAAAAAUGUACACAGGUAGACAUAUAGCCCACAAUAAGUAGAACACAACUCAACGUUUUAUGAUAGGCUACAUUAUAUAGCAGUGGUGCCUGGAGAAGUGGGUAUACUCUAAUUUUGCCCAAAAUUUCCCAAACAGUUCGCCCGGUGAAGGAAAGGCGCCCUAUGUGAAAAAUUCUAUGACAAACUGUGACAUACACUCUGAAUGACCUAAAAUGAUCAAUCCCAUAUUGGUCUUUCACAGUCAGGCCAACCCAAGCUGUACUGUGCAAGUACGCUAAUAGUAGGACUACUAUUGAAAUAGAUAGAUGAGGCUGUCAACUGAGUCAGAAAUACACAGGUUUCAGAUUUGUUCUUUUUUUUCUUCAGGUUUUCACUUUAAAAGUCACACUUUUCUAAUAGAAAAACAACAAAAUUGGAUGUUGUAAGUCCACAACAAUACUUAAACCACAUCUGGGGACCACUUUUGAGGUCUGGGAAAAAUCAAAGCAAUUUUGAUUUUUUAUUGUAGUUACCCUUUAAUUCAACUGUGCAGGCACCUAGCACUGUUGUUUGGUUAGCAGUGUUUCUGUAGCGCACAUGAGAUGGAGUUUGCAAAAUGACCACUGGAUUGAUGCCAGUGGUGGAAAAAGUACCCAAUUGUCAUACUUGAGUAAAAGUAAAGAUAACUUAAUAGAAAAUGAAAGCCACCCAGUAAAAUGCUACUUGAGUAAAAGUCUAAAAGUAUUUGGUUUUAAAUAUACUUAAGUAUCAAAAGUAAAUGUAAUUGUUAAAAUAUACUUAAGUAUCAAAAGUAAAAGUAAAAGUAUAAAUCAUUUCAAGUUCCUUAUAUUAAGCAACCCAGAUUUUCUUGGAGGCGUGAUUUUAGACUAGAGUAACCAACACACAGGAUGCAUAACCCAGGUCUCCUGUGCUCAAGAAAAGCAUAGGGCUGCUAAGCUGAAGCCUAGGCAUUGACUCAGGGAGCCAAUACAACUCUUUAGGUCUCAGGCAAUGUUAGGCCUACUCAUCAUUCAUGUGUGGUAACUGAACCACCUCUGUUACAAUUCCCCAUCCUUUGACCUCCUCUUCCUCACAGAAACCCAUCUGAGCCACGGCACAAAUAUGACUGACAAGGUUCGAACAAGGGUCACAUCAGAAGAGCACAUUAGCUCGCUAAACCAAAGCCUAUAGCCAAUGUAACUCUUCAGGUAUCAGGCAAUGUUACUCAUCAUGUAAACAACUAACCAGGAAGAAGUGGUUUGGUGACCACGCACGUGAUGAGUAACUUUGCCUAGUGUUGAGUAACUUUGCCUGAGACCAGAAAAAUUGAAUUUGCUCCCCAAGAUAAAUUGCCUAUAGGCUUUGGCUUAGCUAAAAUGUAUUUGUGGUGUACAGUACAGGACACCAGGUUCGAACCCCUAGGCUACCUGGCAAAAAUGUUUGCUCGCGAGCCUAACUCAUGGGCAACGAUGCACCAGGCCAGCUAGUUAACAUUAGCAUACUACAUCUAGCUACAUGUUGAACUUCCAUCGUCUCAGGCCAGGGGCACAAUGUAUGAAUUUAUGGUUGGAUCAGAAUCGCCGUUAUAAUCAUUGGCCAGUACGGAGAUUUACGGAAAACCACAAGUCCAAAUCAAAGCUGAGCUCACUCAGUUUAACUCAAUGCUGAUUGGCUAUUAUUUAAUUUUUUUAAAUAUCAAGGGAGGCCAAAUGCUCACUGGUUUCCCUUGUAUUCAAUGCUACAGGCGGCAAUAAUGUCAUACUCUUUUUUUACUAGACAGCAUCAUAUAUAUACAUACUGAGACAGAGGGGCGCCGUUUUGUUCGCUCGGAUGCUUUCCCCGGUGAGAUACAUUCAACCUCUUGCAAAUUGAAGGACAUUUAUGAAACACAGAGAGACGAAAGAUAAAAUAUAUCUAUUUGUAUCUUUUUUCUUGGUAACUUUUUUGGGGAAGCCUGGCUUCCCUUGGCAUCCAUGAAUACACGCCACUGACCAUUUGCCAUUUUCUGUUUACCAUUUACCAUGUCUGUUUACAGUUUCCAAUUCUCAGUUAAUCAUUUUUAAUUUUAAUUUUUAUGUUCAUUGUGGUAUGAAUCAUUUACACUGAUGUUUGUCUUGUAUAUUGUGCUGUUUGUGUUGUGUAGUGUUGAGGACUGUUUGUGCCAUGUAGUGUUGAGGACUGUUUGUGUUGUGUAGUGUUGAGGACUGUUUGUGUUGUGUAGUGUUGAGGACUGUUUGUGCCGUGUAGUGUUGAGGACUGUUUGUGUUGUGUAGUGUUGAGGACUGUUUGUGUUGUGUAGUGUUGAGGACUGUUUGUGCCGUGUAGUGUUGAGGACUGUUUGUGUUGUGUAGUGUUGAGGACUGUUUGUGCCGCGUAGUGUUGAGGACUGUUUGUGCCGUGUAGUGUUGAGGACUGUUUGUGCCGUGUAGUGUUGAGGACUGUUUGUGCCGUGUAGUGUUGAGGACAGUUUGUGCCGUGUAGUGUUGAGGACUGUUUGUGUUGUGUAGUGUUGAGGACUGUUUGUGCCGUGUAGUGUUGAGGACUGUUUGUGUUGUGUAGUGUUGAGGACUGUUUGUGUUGUGUAGUGUUGAGGACUGUUUGUGUUGUGUAGUGUUGAGGACUGUUUGUGCCGUGUAGUGUUGAGGACUGUUUGUGUUGUGUAGUGUUGAGGACUGUUUGUGCCGUGUAGUGUUGAGGACUGUUUGUGUUGUGUAGUGUUGAGGACUGUUUGUGUUGUGUAGUGUUGAGGACUGUUGUGUGUAGUGUUGAGGACUGUUUGUGUUGUGUAGUGUUGAGGACUGUUUGUGCCGUGUAGUGUUGAGGACUGUUUGUGUUGCCACAUUGCUGCACAAUUGUUGUAUGAUGUCUUAGUUCAGGUAUCUCUGGCAGUCUGUUUAAUAUCUAUUAAACCCAGCAAUUAAGACGUUUUUAACUGGCGCUCUGACUCUCAGUGCAGAGGGGAUCCUCAUUUCUGGUCUGUGAAAGACAUUAGGAUAAUUGUAUAUGGAGGUUAUUUGUAUACCUGAGGUCAAAACAUUGCAUUAUUUUGAAACAUGAGAGGAAACCUUUGUCAUUAUGAGUGGAGGUCUCAGGGUUUCUCUUUCUGCACUAGCAGGUGCUGUGACAGAAGUUCACAACCAUUUUUCUCAUGCUGCCGAACUGGACGUACAGUAGUAGUGGCAUAUGGGAGUCUCUUCACGCCCAUAGCUCUGGCUAUUCCUGAAAAGAGACUACAUUUAGUGACAUUUUCACAAGUGACCUGACCUCAUAACUUCUAGCAUCAUGUUUUUACUGGAUCAUGAAAUGACACAAUAAUACUGCAGCAUCCAAUACAAAACAUGGUUUCAUGGUCGACUUUAUUAUACAUAUUCUUUGCCAAUUUUGUCAGUACAUGCUCUACCAUUUGAGGUCAGGGCUGAUAAUAACAAAGAUUGAAAAUAAACUGGCUGAGGUUUGAGUUUAUGCCCUGUUGAGGUAAUUCUCAAGACAGAUGAUGUAAUGUGAUCUGGCAUUAGAAUACCCUAUUUAUAUGGCACAAACACUGAGGCUCUGCUCCAAUAUCUCAAAUCAAAUCAAAUACAUGUUUAUUUGUCAAAUGCGCCAAAUACAACAGGUGUAGACUUUGAGUUUAUUUUUAUUUUUACAGCGACAGUGCACAUUAAUCAACGUUUCAGUAAAAAGGCCGGUUUUAGCCAGCCGGCUAACUUUCAACCGCAGUGCCAGGGCAGGUUAUUAAAAACUAUUACAAUAACAAUCCAGACAAACAAUGAGCAGUGAGCCAUGCAGAGCAACACAGGAUAAGCAACACGUAGCACGCAGACAGAGCAACACAGGACAAGCAACACGUAGCACGCAGACAGAGCAACACAGGACAAGCAACACGUAGCACACAGACAGAGCAACACAGGACAAGCAACACGUAGCACGCAGACAGAGCAACACAGGACAAGCAACACGUAGCACGCAGACAGAGCAACACAGGACAAGCAACACGUAGCACGCAGACAGAGCAACACAGGACAAGCAACACGUAGCACGCAGACAGAGCAACACAGGACAAGCAACACGUAGCACACAGCAAUAGCACAAAAAGCAACAAAACAAAAUACAUAAAAGCAAUGAAGUGUUUACACACCUCACAAGCUACAGACAACUUUAACGUGAAAUGCUUACUUACAAGCCCUUUCCCAACAAUGCAGAGUUAAAAAGUAAACAUGUAAAAAGCACUAUAAAAUUACAAUAACGAGGCUAUAUACAAGGAGUACCGGUACCGAGUCAAUGUGCAGGGGUACUCUGACCUAACUGCUGGAUAUCACAAGGUCAUAUGAGGAGCAGGUGCAUCUUUUCUUUAGGUCUAUUGUAGAAUAUUUGGAUUGUGUAUGUUCAUUCACCACCGGUGAGCUGGCCGGGCAGGUCAUGUAGUACAGUGGUUCCCAAACUGUGGGGCGUGCCCCCUAGGGGGAGCAUGAGGGGUCGGCAGGGGAACUUAGUCCGGCUUUCAACUUACUCUUGAAAGUUGUAAUAGUAGAAUGCACAAGGUGCAAUUUCGAAAUUGGGUAGUGCAUCAUCAGUUCCUCUUGUCAUGUUAGUCAUUGCAUACCUUAGAGAGAUAUUUAUAACUUGUCAGGAUUGUACAGAUCAACUAGCCCAUGUCAGCUAACGUGUUUUUAUUUAGGUUUUUUAGCCUAUAGAUAUAGUUGUAAUGUUUUUGUCACUCAAAUAUCACAUUAAUACACAUUAGACAUGGCAAAAUGUAUAGAAUUGCACGAAAAUUUGCUUUAAAAUUGCAACAUUUUCAUUGCACUCCAUGACAAAAUGUGUAUAAUUGCAGGAAAUUAGCUUUAAACCUGCAAAAUUCUCUCUACCAACAAGAGGGGUGUGAACAGUUUGUGUCAUGAACAGUGCUUGUGCCCAUAGAAAUAGACACGUGCGCGGGAUGUUCCCUAAUGCUGGAAGGGGGGCCCGAGUGAAAAAGUUUGCGAGCCCCUGAUGUUGUACAGUAAAAACAUAGAAGGUAUAGUCUAAGCGUAGGGUACUGUGAGUCUCACAUGGUCAAGAACUUAAAUAUACGUUUGCAUCAUCUCCACUGUUGUUCAAGCCCAAGUCCCUGACAUAAGAGCUUGAGUGUGACUUGAGCGUGAGGCAGGGGGAUAACAAAUCUGCAUCACAAAAAAAAGCAAAGCAGGAAAGCACUGGAAGUUAUUUUAAAUAUGUCAGAUGUGUUUUCUUUUAUGCCUCAAAUCCCUUUUUUAGUGCCUUGGUUAUGAUGCUUUUCCCUUAAUAACAUUGUUUUGUAUGUGUGUGGAGGUGUGAGGGGAGGAGUCAUUGAAUGAUCAUGUAUUUUUGUCUCCCUCACUCACAGUUGGGCAUUGCCAUUGGCUUCCUGGUGCCGCCCAUCCUCGUGCCAAAUGUUGACAAUAUAGACGAGCUGGCAUACCACAUCAGCAUCAUGUUCUACAUCACUGCUGGAGUGGCCACCGUGAUCUUCAUCCUCGUGGUCUUCAGUAAGUCCUGAGGGAAAAUGGACAAUCUUAUGCACAGUACAUCCUAUGGCUAACACAUAUAGUUGGCCAGUAGAGGUACUCCUUCCUAAGCUCAUCCCAAUUAUAACAUAUAACUCUUUCAGUCAUUAUGAGCCUUGAUAUGUUGAAUUCAUUAUAAUGCCAGUAUGAGGUGCCAGUAUUACCUCUCCCCUAACAUUGUCUAUGUCACAACAACUCAUAGAAAACUCAAAGAGAUUUGGUGUCCGACUUGCUUCAUUGUAAGAUUAUUUAAAGGGGGACACAGAGCUCUGCUAUGGCAAUUUGAAUACAAUUACAUUGCAGCAUUGCAUCUCCAGGGCUUACCAUUGGGUCUGCAGUUCUGUAGUCUUCUGUCCUGGAUAUCUAUUUGUCCCUGGCUGUCAUGUUCUCCUGGCAGUGUUAGUGGAUAGGUCAGCAGUCUCAGGGAUUAGUGCGUGUUGAGAUGUGCUCUGAACAGACCACUUAACGUCUCUUCACUCACUCGCUGUGGAUGCCGCAGGGCUUCAAUCGCUGUAAUUGACCGAGAUCCCUUUAGAUGUGAUAUUAAAACGGAGUAGGGACGUUGAGAGGUAUAAUAUAGAAUCAUUCCUUUGCCCCCCUAGGCUCUGUUUAAUGACUAUGACACUUUCUCGGAGUGAUGACAUGGUAGAAUAGAUAGAGAAGUAUUCACAUGAGUCACAUGAACUUCAGUAAGCUAUGUUUGUCCAGUGUUCAUGACUUCUGCAAUUACCCUCAGUGAAAACUGCUGAACUGCCUUUUAAAAUAAUUUUUAUUUCAACAAACCAGGUUAUCCCACUUCUGUUUUGGGGCCUCCCAUGUUUUGUUGAAAGAGGCACAUUGGGCAAGCUUAGACAUGGAACCUGGCCUUAGAAGAAGAAAAGAGAUUCACUGCCUGACCAGACAUCUUUGGUCUAUUCUUGACUAUUGGGAAAUAAAACUCUCCUCCGAUGUCAGCAGACGGUAUUGAGUAGCGACUUAACAAAUUGAUCAAACUGAACACUGGAUAAGACAAGGACCUUUCUAUCUCCCCAGACUGCCCUGAGGGAACAUAUAAGCAUGUUUACAGCCUGUAGCCCUCUAGUUCUGGAUCAGUAAACCGGAUAAUCUUGCAAGAAAAUUCAGAGUCAAUUCAGAGUCACUGGGGAUGGGGGGACAUGUCCCCCCCCCACAUUCUGAAAUUGCAUUUUUGUCCCCCCCCAGUUUUAUAAUUGGAAUGUGAUACAAAACGAGGCAACGUGUGCUUUAGGACCAUGCGGACGCCUCCGAGUGGUCAGGUAGGCUAAAAGUAUGUCCCCCCCACUUCUAAAACCAAAGUUGUGCCCCUGAGACAACCUAUACCUCUCUUGGCAAGGUCCGCUGGAUCCAACCCAUGGCAACUUCACCCUGGUCACAUGAUUAACCCGGCCACACCCUCUGCGGCCCCCCUCAACAUGCCAACAUUCAGGCUACUGACAAGGCCGGUGGACAAUGUUUUGCUGCACUUUCACACUCAACCAAAUGAAACUGGAGCCAUGGGUGGAGGCUGUGGGCAGAUAGAGGCCUGGCCAGCAACACUGGUGCACUGAGGGGAUAGGAUGUUGCAUGUUUUCUUUAUUUUCUACCACUAUAGCUAUAGGUUUUCUCACUCAGAUAACACACUGAGGGUCACAGCUAAGUGGUUGAUCUCACCUCAAACUGUUACUAUAUUUAUCUUGAGACUUUGUACUCAAGAUUUCUUUAUUCUGAUAACGAUGCUGAUACAUACCGUAUGUUCCAGUCUGUAAGUCUUAAAAAAACAGGAAUCUGUUUUUCAAAGGCGCUGAGAGAUAUUUGAUAUUUGAUGUCAGUUGUUAUCAAUUGUGUAUGUAUAAAGGUGUGGUUAAUCAAACAGGUAAGGUAGGUCGCAGUGUGCUGAUGUAGUGGCUGUACUGUAUGUGUCACCCAUAUGUGGUUAGGACUCACUCGCUGUGGAUGCCGCAGGGCUUCAAUCGCUGUAAUUGACCGAGAUCCCUUUAGAUGUGAUAUUAAAACGGAGUAGGGACGUUGAGAGGUAUUAUAUAGAAUCAUUCCUUUGCCCCCCUAGGCUCUGUUUAAUGACUAUGACACUUUCUCGGAGUGAUGACAUGGUAGAAUAGAUAGAGAAGUAUUCACAUGAGUCACAUGAACUUCAGUAAGCUAUGUUUGUCCAGUGUUCAUGACUUCUGCAAUUACCCUCAGUGAAAACUGCUGAACUGCCUUUUUAAAUUAUUUUUAUUUCAACAUACAAACCAGGUUAUCCCACUUCUGUUUUGGGGCCUCCCAUGUUUUGUUGAAAGAGGCACAUUGGGCAAGCUUAGACAUGGAACCUGGCCUUAGAAGAAGAAAAGAGAUUCACUGCCUGACCAGACAUCUUUGAUCUCUUCUUGACUAUUGGGAAAUAAAACUCUCCUCCGGUGUCAGCAGACGGUAUUGAGUAGCGACUUAACAAAUUGAUCAAACUGAACACUGGAUAAGAAAAGGCCAUUUCUAUCUCCCCAGACUGCCCUGAGGGAACAUAUAAGCAUGUUUACAGCCUGUAGCCCUCUAGUUCUGGAUCAGUAAACCGGAUAAUCUUGCAAGAAAAUUCAGAGUCAACCCAGGGGCGCAACUUUCACUGGGGAUGGGGGGACAUGUCCCCCCCCCCCCCCCACAUUCUGAAAUUGCAUUUUUGUCCCCCCCCAGUUUUAUAAUUGGAAUGUGAUACAAAACGAGGCAACGUGUGCUUUAGGACCAUGCGGACGCCUCCGAGUGGUCAGGUAGGCUAAAAGUAUGUCCCCCCCACUUCUAAAACCAAAGUUGUGCCCCUGAGACAACCUAUACCUCUCUUGGCAAGGUCCGCUGGAUCCAACCCAUGGCAACUUCACCCUGGUCACAUGAUUAACCCGGCCACACCCUCUGCGGGCCCCCUCAACAUGCCAACAUUCAGGCUACUGACAAGGCCGGUGGACAAUGUUUUGCUGCACUUUCUCACUCAACCAAAUGAAACUGGAGCCAUGGGUGGAGGCUGUGGGCAGAUAGAGGCCUGGCCAGCAACACUGGUGCACUGAGGGGAUAGGAUGUUGCAUGUUUUCUUUAUUUCCUACCACUAUAGCUAUAGGUUUUCUCACUCAGAUAACACACUGAGGGUCACAGCUAAGUGGUUGAUCUCACCUCAAACUGUUACUAUAUUUAUCUUGAGACUUUGUAUUCAAGAUUUCUUUAUUCUAAUAACGAUGCUGAUUCAUACCGUAUGUUCCAGUCUGUAAGUCUUAAAAAAAAGGAAUCUGUUUUUCAAAGGCGCUGAGAGAUAUUUGAUAUUUGAUGUCAGUUGUUAUCAAUUGUGUAUGUAUAAAGGUGUGGUUAAUCAAACAGGUAAGGUAGGUCGCAGUGUGCUGAUGUAAUGGCUGUACUGUAUGUGUCACCCAUAUGUGGUUAGGACUCACUGUAAGCUGGGUUCUGUAAGAUGCAGUAUCUGAUACCUAUUGAAGCCCUCUGUUAGCUGGGUGCUGUAAGAUAUCUGAUACCUAUUGAAGCCCUCUGUUAGCUGGGUGCUGUAAGAUAUCUGAUGCCUAUUGAACCCCUCUGUUAGCUGGGUGCUGUAAGAUAUAUGAUGCCUAUUGAAGCCCUCUGUUAGCUGGGUGCUGUAAGAUAUCUGAUGCCUAUUGAAGCCCUUUGUCAGCUGUACAGAUAGGUGGAGUAGAGGCUAGUUGAUGUAUGGGUCUACUCCUGCCCCAGUGAGCUGAUCUCUCCUCCCCUUCUCAGACUGAACGUUGGAGCUGGACUCUCCAGCAUGGCUAUUGUUGAAUCACUGAUUGACUGACUCACUCUGGGGAGCACCAGGGAUGUGGAGGAAGAGAGGGGCCCUUGAUAGGACAAACAGUUACUGGUGCAUUUCAUCUCUCCAACUUCUCAUGGUGUUAUUAUCUCUCCAGUCUUCAGGCGAAUUCUCAGACAUGCAUAAUCUCUCCAUCGUUCUCUCAUUCUCUUUCUCACUCUUUCUCUCUCGCUCUUUUAGAGAUAGGCCCGGUUUCUUGCCUUGGCUGUGCUGUACCGAACUAGCUGGCUGUGACUUUGGAUCCAAUUUUAACAUUGUCUUUUAAAGGGCUCUGACAGUUGUGCAACUUCAGAAUCUACAUCCGACCCUUUUCUAAUAUCUUUUGGGUGUGUCUAGAUCAUGUAUGUUGAGAUAACACACAUUUAGGUGUGUCUAUGAUUGGUGUUGUUUGUGAAAUAUUUGUAUAGGAAUUAAUGGUCCAGUGUUACGGGAAUUGCAUACAAACUUCUACAUUACAGUAUAUCAGCAUUAUCACAUUAUCAUUACCGGUUCUGCAUCUGUGUCCAACAGUGUUCCAAGAGAAGCCGGAAAUCCCUCCCACCCUGGCUCAGGUCCAGGCCAGGAGCAUCCCUCCAGAGCAGUACUCCUACAUGGCCUCUAUCCUGAGACUGCUGCAUAACCUACCCUUCAUGCUCCUCGUCAUCAGCUAUGGUGGGUCCUAUUCACCCUCAAUCACCCUCAAAUCACACCCAUGUCUACCAUCAAGGCUGGUCAGAUCAAAGGUUGUUGUGUGGGUGAUGCCCCAGACCUCAUCUUAUACACACACAUGGCCUCACAGCAGAAUUACCCCUCUUUGAAGUACACUGUGCACUAUCCAUUAGUCUAUACUUUGUGUCCCCUGAAUGAGUUCAAGUAAGGUGAACUCACUUACAAAUGUAAAUAUGAACAACGUGGAUGCUGUUGCAUUAUCACAGUGAAAGGUGACAGGUGUAUGAAAACAUGUACCUAGCAUCAGAAUAUAACCAUCUGAAGAUAACAUCUGUUAGGGUCUUAAAGCCAGAUCAAUAGAUCAAUAGGUCAUUAUCAGUUUGUGCAGAGAUACGUGAAUAUAUCUCUUACUAUGUUUUUGUAUCCAGCACACUGUACAUGUGUACAUCCAAAGGUCUUUUUGAGGAUUUUAGGUUUAUUGUCAGAUUCUUAGGGUUUAAAGGUCACAGUCCUUGUAGUUAAUGGUUAACUUAAUGAAGAUGUGCAAUGGUAGCGUUACAUAAAAGUGUUGCCUCAGGUCAGCUUAGCCUGAUUCAGUUUUUACUGAAUUGUUGGCUGCCGUGGCUGUCCCAUCUCAAUAUAAACAAUGACAUAAAUGCUAGAGUUUAACUAUUACUUAUGUUAUGCCCUUUAACUGUUUGGAAAUAUGAAGUUUUACUUGUUUAGAUUUCAUUUUUUAAAUGUUAUUUGUUAUUAACAUUGUUUACCCUUUGAUGUGGCAAAUAAGGAUUUUCAGAAAUAAGACAACAAACCUUAAGGGCAAAGCUGUCCUAACCAAUUAAAUAUUGAGUGACACACCACAAUUUAUGUCAAAGUCAAAUAGUCUCUCCUUUGCACUAGUGUAGUAGUAGACUGGCUAAGGGCCAAGUAUGGGUUCCAUGUGUGUGUCUGCCAGGCUUCCUUUAGGACAGGGCCAGUGAAACCCAAACACAGCAUCCCAUCUGGAUCCCCCUGCUUUCCCUGCAGGCCUCCUCGCUCAGACUAAAGAAAGACCUGCUCCUCUGCAGACUACAGCUCCUGUAAAAUACAGCUCUGUCUCGGAGUACAGAAACAGAACUAACAUGUUUCCUGAUGUUUUCUGCAGGGCUGAAUGUCGGUUGUUUCUAUGCUGUUUCCACACUGUUGAACCGGAUGAUUAUUGAGCAUUAUCCAGUAAGUCUCACCUGAAUCUUAUCACAACCAAACCAACAUAGUCUGCAUAAGUCCCUCUGUGGUCAUGACCUUCAGUUAUAUCCUCAAUUACUGUAUUCAAGGAAGAUCUUGAGAUGUUACCUCCCCAAUAAGUAAAACAUGUAAAUGUGUAAUCUAUAAUUAAGGGUAUUUUCUAGACUAAAGACAAAAUUCUAUAGCCCCAAAAAAGAUAACUGGGGUCUAAGAGAUAACUAGUACCAUGUUGUAGUAGCAAGUAGGCUCACCCCAGAUAAGAUAACUGAAGGGCGUGAGAGGGUCAGGAUGUCAAAUGUUAGACUGCAGAAAGACCAAUUCUGUCAUGUUCACCUCCACAGGGUGAAGAGGUGAAUGCUGGGAGAAUUGGCCUCACCAUUGUCAUUGCGGGGAUGGUGGGGUCCCUCAUAUGUGGGAUCUGGUUGGACAAGACCAAAACCUACAAGUAAGAUACUCCAAGGAACACUUGAGAGAACACAAUACUUGACUAAAAACACACAUUAUUGCAUGCAGCAUUAUGCUCCUAGAUACAAUAGCUUUUUUGUGUGACUUUGAUCACUGAGUGGCCUUUUGGGCCCUAAGCGAGAUUUGGUUGGGGGGCCGCCCCCACCUCGCUGGGAAAACAUUUUAGUUCCCCCCCUCUUGAUGGCUGAGAAAACGUUUUAAGUGAAUGUCCUGCAAUUCUACACAUUUUGCCAUGUGGUGUAGAGAAAAUGUUACAGUUUUAAAGCAAGUUUUCUGCAAUUCUAUACAUUUUGACAUGGGAUGUAAAGAAAAUGAUGCCAUUUUAUUUUUUGAAAAAUCAUGCAAUUCUACUAAUUUUGCCAUGGGGCAGAGCGUAAAAUGGGCCAUUUAACAGCUAAUUUCCUGCAAUUCUACCCAUUUUGUAAUAACUGAUGCCAUGAUAAAAUCAAUGUGGGCCCCCUGGAGGUCAGGGCCCCUGGGCACGUGCCCUGCGUGCCCGGUCGGUAUAAGGCCAUGAUUAAUACAACUUUAGAGAGCUGGCUAGACUUACCAAUCUGACAUGGCUUAUUGACUGACUGUCAGUGACUGACAUAACAAGAUAAAAACUGCUGAUGCACAACCAAAUUUCAAAAUUGCACCUUGUGUAUUCUAGUAACAGUAAGUUGAGACCCUGACUGAGUUCCUAAAAAAACUAAAACGAUUUGGUUGGGGGCCCCCUAGUGGCACUUAUGCCCAGGGCUCAGUGGCCUUUCCUUAGUACUAAGUAACUAAAUAAGGUCCCCAACUUAGACAGAUACACAUUGUAAUAGUGUGGCUGUAGCUGGUUGCUGACAAGGCUGCUGACUAAUCUUUUGUCUGAUGACACCAGAAAAUUCCCAGGAAUUGGCUUUAUAAUCCUCUCAAGCUUUUUUGUCACGCUCUGUGAUCAAGUCAGUCAAGCUCUGUGUUGAAAGAGGUCCAGUAACUGCUGAUGAGUUAGUUAAUAAGAUAAGAUAAGAGCUGUUAAGGUCCCACUGCUCAUCUCUUAUUUGAGAACCUUUGCCCUUUUUAAUUAGUGAUUAAAAUGUGAUUUGCCUUGGGUACAGAUAACUAUUGUGUACAGAUAAAGACUAGUUCAUACAGCUCUCAUGCUCAAGCAGUAGCCAGAUUCACUGUAUCUACUUAAGCUUACUCAUACAUAUAAUAUCCCAAAAUCAUAUCCUUCAUUAAAAAACUAUCCAUAGCAUAGGUUGACAAGGUAACAAUCAGUAAUGUUGUGAUACUCUCUUGAGCUCCGGGUUAUAAAAACAAUAAACCCAAUAUGACCUUGGAUGGGCUGGGCUCUUGCUUCUGUCAUUAGCCACUCUAAAGGAAGCACUUUCUGCAUGAAUGCCUUUUAAAUCUCUCAUUCAAAGGCAGAUUAGUUAUUUUAGAUUAGUUAUUUUUGUUGGAAGUGGAAACCAUUGAGGUUCUGGAGGAACUAAGUGUUGUAUCUGAUGCCUCUCCCUGCAUAUCCGAGCUGACAAGCUUUAGCUAUGAAUCCUCUCAGCUGAAGUACUGGCCUCAGGCACCAUAGAGAAUGGUGCCUGAGAGGAAGUCUCUAUCCUUGAAACGCAUCUAUAUACAGAUGUAGGAUCUUAAUUUGAGCCAGUUUGCUACAGCAGGAAAAUAAUCCUGCAGAAACAGGAAAUGUGAAUUAUUACAGUGAGGGAAAAAAGUAUUUGAUCCCCUGCUGAUUUUGUACGUUUGCCCACUGACAAAGACAUGAUCAGUCUAUAAUUUUAAUGGUAGGACUAGUUGAACAGUGAGAGACAGAAUAACAACAAAAAAAUCCAGAAAAACGCAUGUCACAAAUGUUAUAAAUUGAUUUACAUUUUAAUGAGGGAAAUAAGUAUUUGACCCCUCUGCAAAACAUGACUUAAUACUUGGUGGCAAAACCCUUGUUGGCAAUCACAGAGGUCAGACGUUUCUUGUAGUUGGCCACCAGGUUUGCACACAUCUCAGGAGGGAUUUUGUUCCACUCCUCUUUGCAGAUCUUCUCCAAGUCAUUAAGGUUUCGAGGCUGACGUUUGGCAACUCGAACCUUCAGCUCCCUCCACAGAUUUUCUAUGGGAUUAAGAUCUGGAGACUGGCAGGCCACUCCAGGACCUUAAUGUGCUUCUUCUUGAGCCACUCCUUUGUUGCCUUGUGUUUUGGGUCAUUGUCAUGCUGGAAUACCCAUCCAUGACCCAUUUUCAAUGCCCUGGCUGAGGGAAGGAGGUUCUCACCCAAGAUUUGAUGGUACAUGGCCCCAUCCAUCGUCCCUUUGAUGCGGUGAAGUUGUCCUGUCCCCUUAGCAGAAAAACUCCCCCAAAGCAUAAUGUUUCCACCUCCAUGUUUGACGGUGGGGAUGGUGUUCUUGGGGUCAUAGGCAGCAUUCCUCCUCCUCCAAACACGGCGAGUUGAGUUGAUGCCAAAGAGCUCGAUUUUGGUCUCAUCUGACCACAACACUUUCACCCAGUUCUCCUCUGAAUCAUUCAGAUGUUCAUUGGCAAACUUCAGACGGCCCUGUAUAUGUGCUUUCUUGAGCAGGGGGACCUUGCGGGCGUUGCAGGAUUUCAGUCUUUCACGGCGUAGUGUGUUACCAAUUGUUUUCUUGGUGACUAUGGUCCCAGCUGUCUUCAGAUCAUUGACAAGACCUUCCUGUGUAGUUCUGGGCUGAUUCCUCACCGUUCUCAUGAUCAUUGCAACUCCACGAGGUGAGAUCUUGCAUGGAGCCCCAGGCCGAGGGAGAUUGACAGGUCUUUUGUGUUUCUUCCAUUUGCGAAUAAUCGCACCAACUGUUGUCACCUUCUCACCAAGCUGCUUGGCGAUGGUCUUGUAGCCCAUUCCAGCCUUGUGUAGGUCUACAAUCUUGUCCCUGACAUCCUUGGAGAGGUCUUUGGUCUUGGCCAUGGUGGAGAGUUUGGAAUCUGAUUGAUUGAUUGCUUCUGUGGACAGGUGUCUUUUAUACAGGUAACAAGCUGAGAUUAGGAGCACUCCCUUUAAGAGUGUGCUCCUAAUCUCAGCUCGUUACCUGUAUAAAAGACACCUGGGAGCCAGAAAUCUUUCUGAUUGACAGGGGGUCAAAUACUUAUUUCCCUCAUUAAAAUGCAAAUCAAUUUAUAACAUUUUUGACAUGUGUUUUUCUGGAUUUUUUUGUUGUUAUUCUGUCUCUCACUGUUCAAAUAAACCUACCAUUAAAAUUAUAGACUGAUCAUUUCUUUGUCAGUGGGCAAACGUACAAAAUCAGCAGGGGAUCAAAUACUUUUUUCCCUCACUGUAUAUGGAUUAUAAUUGAUGGACAUUUUUUGUAGGGGUUGAUACAUUUUUCAUUAGGGCAAAUCAAGUCUGGGAAAGGGAAAGGGAAAGGGGGAUGGAUACCUAGUCAGUUGUACAACUGAACGCAUUCAACUGAAAUGUGUCUUCCGUAUUUAACCCAACCCCUCUGAAUCAGAGAGAUGCGGGGGGCUGCCUCAAUCGACAUCCAUGUCAUCGGCGCCUGGGGAACAGUGGCUGACAUUUUAAAGUGGAGAUUACAAACUUGAGAAGCCUUCCUGCUGUGUAGGAAAAUUAUCAGUAACAAAAGAGUGAUCAAGUUAAGAUGCUACAUCUGCUGACGUCAUUAAUGCAGUCAUUCAGACAUCGGCACAGACAAUGUCCAAUUCCGUUUGACCUCCUUUCUAUUUGUUUUGGUCAAAUAACACAGGCCGUUGUUUCUCACCACAGAGCAGUCAUUCAUCAAACACCUUCUGACCUGAUCAUGAACAAACAAUGAAUCAACUAUGUAGUAAUUUUAGGUGAUACCCAACUUUACACAUCAGGGAAUGCUAUAACAACAGCAGUGGCAGUACCAAGUGUUUACCUGCCAACCUAGCCUCCUAACUCCCACUUCACACCCAGGAGACAGUUAUCUAAAUAGGACUAAUCGUAGCAAAACAUGCUCAGCAUUUAAUGUCCAACAAGAUAUUGUAGCCUAUAGCUUUUGCGACUCCAGGAGAAGAGUAAUAGCGGAGCGGCUUGCAUAAUUGUGCACAGGCUCAUCUGGAAAAGAGAGGCUAUGUGUAGCUGAAGAAGCUCAUUCAUAUUAGCUCAUUUGUUGGCUAAACAUUAGGCCUAAUACGGCAGUAAAUGUAUUAUCUCCAGACAAUGUGAUCACACCAUUGCAUGCUUUCUCUCCUUUCAAACUCCCCACCAGUUAUUUUGGCUGAAGACAGAUAGCCUACUAGUGAUUUGCAGUUUAAGUUAGAAACGCAUGCAUAUUAACCCAUCAUUUAGUAGCUAAAUAUAAGGGCCUUUAAAAAUGGAGCUGUCAAGAAAAAAAGAUGCAAUGGCAGAUACGGUGUGUGUGUUUCCCCAUGCAUUUCUGUGACAAUAGACAAUAACAGCUCAAGGACAGAACUACAUACAUUUAAAUGGAGAGAAUAAAUGCAUUAAAAGCAUUUCUGUGAAGCUUUGUGAUUGACAAGGGCAAGUUUGAUGUCGGACAACAAUAGAAUGUUCAUUAUUUAAGAUGAAAGGCAACGUUUUAUACUGAGGCGUUGGCGGGACUUUUAAACAUAAUACUGCAUUCAUUACUACCUCGGUUAGCGGAAAUAAAAGUACAGGCUUUAUGACCGGCAAUACCUUUCAAAUAUAAAGAAAAGGUGGUAAAAAGUUGAUGGCAUGGUAAAGUUGGCGACUUUUCGUCUUGGUAUGAAAGGGAUAUAUAACACAAUAUGUUAUGAGGGUGAAAAUUGUUUCCCCAAAUUCUUCACAUGCCAUUUGAAUAAAUUCAGCCAAAGCAGUCAACCCAGAUUUCUGUUAUUGACACUCCCUUCCUCAUACCUCCAUGUGUGUGAGAGACAAAGGACUAAGUUGUAUUAACAACAACAGCUGAGUGGAGCAAUGUUUCAUGCGUGGUUGUACAGGAAGAGCUUCACCAUAGUAAGCCUGUUGGUGUAGGCCAGAAUGUGCCAGAGUUUUGAUAAGGGGGUCUUAGAUGGUCAGGAAUCUUGUUUUUCCUCUCAUAGAGGAUGGGAUGGGAGGUGUUAACAGUGAAGCCACAGCCAGCCUCAUCAAACAGUUCUGCAUACUAUUUCAGAACCUCAACUGGUUACUGGUGCUGUAUGUAGGCCUACCACAGAGUGUUGCAGGACUGGAACUUUUCUGAAGUGCUUUGUGAAACUUAUGUAAAAGCAAUAUCCAGAUAAGAUGAAUACAUUGCAGACUCAUUCAAAUCCCAUAUGGGAUAUACAGCAAUGUUGACGUGUCCUUGAGCAAUGCACCAAAUCAAACCGCUUAUAAAAAUGUAGUUAGUACAUUUCUGUUUACACAAACAUACAGUACAUUUCAUACAGGCAAAACCCAGAACAAAACAAACAUAUAUUAUUAUUUUCCUCUCUCCCCAGACAGACUACCCUGGCUGUAUAUCUUCUGUCCUUCGUGGGAAUGGUGGUCUAUGCCUUCACCCUCAACUUAGGCCACCUAUGGGUAGUGUUUGUAAUGUCGGGGGCUCUAGGGUAAGAGUGAACAAACACUAUGACCAUACACAAUGAUGUUUGUGAAUUAUUUGCAUUUACUAGCUAUUCCACCUUUAGCAUGUCAGUUGUAAUGUGGGGUGGACUAGGUUUCCUGCCCUGGUCACACUGCAUGCUAUUUACAUUGCAAACGGCCUCCUUGCUCUUUAAACAGCCACUCUGUGGGAAGAGACAGACAAUAUCUUAAAAUGCUGAGUAGUUGUGUUCAAAGACUGUUUAACAUCAAGUGUAGUGGGAGACAAGUCCAUUUAAAUGAUUCUGUGCAACAUUAAUUAUUUUCCCCUGGAGUUUAAUAAGUAUUUUAUUAUUUGUUAAUUGAUGUAUAAAGGAUAUGAACAAGGUGAAGGUUUAAAAGGGUGUGCUAGAGUAAUGCCCUCAGAGGAGAUUUGGCUGUGGAGUAGAUUUGUUAUUUCUCUCAGCAGGCAUGAAAUGUUAAAAGUGCUGCUCUUUAGUUUGAGUAAAAACAACACUGAUAAACCUCCUAUGUCUUCAGGUUCUUCAUGACUGGGUACCUGCCGCUUGGCUUUGAGUUUGCUGUGGAGCUGACCUUCCCAGAGUGUGAGGGCACCUCCUCAGGCCUGCUCAACUGUUCAGCUCAGGUAACAGAGAUCAUACUUUGGGAUCAUAUUCACUAUCGAAGUAGUACAUCUAGGUUUGUUGUAUGCAUGAAGUCUAUGUAUGAACUCAAUGAAUUUUAUGCACGCUUUGACAAUAACAACAUCGUGCCGGGUGUGAGAGCCACCACCAACCCAGAAGAUUUGGUGAUCUCGCUCUCCAAGGCCGAAGUGAGUCCAGUCUGUAAUCCCCACAUGUUUUAAGAUGACUACCAUCAUUCCUGUUCCUAAGAACUCUAAGGCUUCAUGCCACAAUGACUACCGCCCUGUAGCACUCACAUCUGUAAUCAUGAAGUGCUUUGAGAGGCUGGUUAUGCCACACAUCAACUCCAUCAUCCCAGACACCCAAGACCCCCUCCAAUUUGUAUACCGCCCCAACAGUUCCAUAGACGACGCAAUCUCAAUUGCACUCCACACUGCCCUCACCCACCUAGAUAAGAGGAAACCCUAUGUGAGAAUGCUGUUCAUUGACUAUAGAUCAGCGUCAGGAAGAUCCUGGACUUCCUGACGGGCCUACCCCAGGUGGUGAGGGUAGGCAACAUCACCUCUGCUCUGCCUCAACACGGGGCCCCACAGGGGUGUGUCCUUAGUCCCCUCCUGUACUCCCUGUUCACCCACGACUGCGUGGCCAUGCUCGACCCCCAACACCAUCCACCUCGAUGGGGCUGCAGUGGAGCAGGUCGAGAGCUUAAAGUUCCUCUGUGUCCAAAUCACUAAGAACUUAAAAUGGUCCACACACGCGCACAGUCGUGAAGAAGGCGCAGCACCGCCUCUUCCCUCUCAGGGGGUUGAAAAGGUUUGGCAUGGGCCCCCAAAUCCUCAAAAAGUUAUACAGCUGUACCAUUGAGAGCAUCUUGACUGGCUGGAUCACUGCUUGAUAUGGCAAUAGCACUGCCCUAGAUUGCAUGGCGCUACAGAUGGUGGUGCGGACAGCCCAGUACAUCACUGGGGCCGAGCUCCCUGCCAUCCAGGACCUCUAUAUCAGGCCUUAUGAAAGGAAGGCCUGGGAAAUCGUUAAAGACUCCAACCACCAAAGCCAUAUAAUGUUCUCUCUGCUUCCGCACGGCAAGCGGUACCUGUACAUCAGGUCUGACACCAACAGGCUCCUGAACAGCUUCUAUCCCCAAGCCAUAAGACUGCUAAAUAGCUAAUUAAAUAGCUAAUAAAAUGGCUACACGGACUAUCUGAGUUGGCCUUUGUAUUUUAUUCUUAUUUUUGCACUGUUUCUAUGCACACUCACAGGACCCUACACACUAUGCACACUGAUACUCCAACAUGCAUACAAACGCUCACGCCAUAAUUUGCACACACACAUAAUAUGCACAUACAUUAAAAUGUUAUACAGACUCUACUCACACCCAACUCAGAUACAAUCAUCAUAUACGCUGCUACUACUCUGUUUAUAAUAUAUCCUGAUGCCUACAGUAGUCACCUUACCCCUAUACAUAUCUACCUCUAUCGAUCCAGUAUCCCUGCACAUUGUAAAUAUGGUACUGGAACUGACCCUGUGUAUAGUAUGCUUACUUACUUUAUUGUGUUCUUCUUAUUUUUAUAUAUUGUGUGUUUUUGUACUACCUUGUUAUUUUUUGUAUUAUAUUGUUAUUGAUUACUGCAUUGUUAAGGGUUAGAGCUUGCAAGAAAGGCAUUUCACUGUACUUGUGCAUGUGACAUUAAAACUUGAAACUUGAAUGUGUUUAGAGAUGAUCAACUCUCAUGUUCACUCCCCUCAUUUGCCUUCCAUCUUCUUCCAGAUAUUUGGGAUCAUAUUCACCAUUGGUCAAGGGAAGAUCAUAGAGCACUUUGGCACAUUCGCUGGGAACAUUUUUCUCUGUGUCUUCCUCUUCAUAGGCACUAUUAUGACAGGUAGAGUUUGCUUACCCCGCACACACAUAUUAUAGCCUUAUUUUGCAAUAACAGAACAGCUUUAUGGUAGAUUGAACAUUGGACACAUCUGCCUGCAGCUGUUAUAGUCAAGCACAGUGUCAUGUUAUGUGAUCCACAUUAUAUGGGGCUGUAGUAAGGCACGACUCCUCAAAUCAUUGAGUCAGUUGCACAGAUGUUGUAUAACAGCUGUGUCUAGGAUUCAUCAUGGAGUAAUGAUGCCCUCUAGUGGCUCAUAGUAACACAUUUUCAUGCAGUAGUACAUUUCCCACAUUGUUUUAGAGGCUAUACAUGCCCCAUGUAUUCUUGAAUAUGAAUGCUAUAUAUGACCCAUGCAUUCCUAAUAUCUGUUUCUGAGAAGUUCUGAGUAGUACCUUUCCUCUUUAUAUGUCACAGCAUUCAUCAAGUCUGACCUCCGACGGCAAAAGGCCAACCAUCUGGCUGAGACACAGGCGGCGAGUGUAAGUAUAUCUGUUUCUGCUAUUUGGUGUCAGCGGUAGGAUCUCUGCAUUCCAGUUAAAAGGGAUGUGAUGUGUUGGAUACUGGCUGUCUGGCUGCUUCUCUGGGGCUGGGUUCUUCUUGCUUGCGGAGUGGAUACAGGGGUAACAGGCAUCAGACACCACCAUGCUUUUCCUCAGCUCUCUGAAAACAACCUAGGUGUUUCUGAAAACAUGACUUUGCACCCGCUGUCAGCGCUCCAACUAGCUGUAUUUGAUUAUAUGCCUCGCUGGUGUUUGAUACAAAAGCAUGCUUAAGAAGUUUCUGUUUCAUUCGACAUGCAAACAUGCAUUACAAAGAUACUAUACCUUUCGUCACAGAUUAUUAUGACUGCAAACUGCAGAGCUAUAAGAAGCUACAGGUAUCGCACAAUAUUUACAUUUACAUUUUAAUCAUUUAGCAGACGCUCUUAUCCAGAGCGACUUACAGUUAGUGAGUGCAUACAUUAUUCUUUUUUUUAUAUAUAUAUAUUUUUUUUUUUACUGGCCCCCCGUGGGAUAUCAGGGUGAAAUAUCCUUGUGGUUUAUCUGGAGUAUAAAACUACAAUGAUAAUACAAUGACUCAGUAUAUUCAUCAUAAGAGUGUACAAUAGGCAAUAGUAAAAACAUAUAUCACAUUUUCUUUUUCAAUUUCACUCACUUGGCAGCAAAAUAAAUCAUAUACAAAUGGCUUGCUUACGCAAUAUAAAAUUGAAUUCUCAAAUAAAUAAAAGCUUUAAUCAUAUAAUAGAUUCAUAAUAAACCUCAGGUUCAGCUCACCAUUGGCCAGUGAUGUUCAGCUGUUCAAGAUCAACUUUAAAUCAUUAACAAGACUCUCAUGCCUAACAAAUCCAUUCUGCUCAGCACCUGUAUUCUUUCUAUUAUGAGAAUAUCGCUAUCACUUAUUUGAUCUCAAUCCAGGAUGGAAGCUUUACCCACUUCCUUUAUGCAGUACUACAAUAAUCCCAUCAAUACUUCUCUUAAUAUUUGAAGCCAGUGCAAUGUCCCUUGUCUCCAGUAACAGUGCCAAGAGAAUUCAAGAUAAUUUUCUCUCUACAUUUUUUAUUGGAUGUUGAAAAUGGGAUGCAUGUUAGUCACAGUAAGUAGCAUUGUAUUAGUCGAAAAUAUAGCUUAGAACGUUUUUAUAGCGUUUUAUAGCGUCUGAAGAGUCAAAAGUCCAUAUUGCAUAAUUUUACUGCUUAAUCCAUAAUCCUUUACAAUUCCACUCCAGCUUUAUGUCAUAUCCUUUCCAUCCCCAGAAGAGUCCUCAUUAAGAGGAGGCUCUCUCUAGAGGCAGGUGGAGUGCUGGAGUUAGAAGAAAGUUUUAUGGGAGGGUCUGGUAAGGGCAGAGGGAUUAUGAUGAUAGUGAUAGGGAUGGUGGAGGAGCCCUCUUGCCCCUCUUGUACGUGAUCCCCUAGCCGUUGUUCCAGGCUACAGGUUCCCCGUCUCGGGUACAGGACUACGGGGCUACAACACCCAGCAACCCCCAGGAGCAGCAAUCCUGACACUAACCUCACUAAAACCCAAACACACACCUGUCAAGGUAGGGGUAUCAAGUCUGUGAGGUUAUAUCACACAAGCAAAGUGCUGCACUGUACAGGACUGUACAAAAUGCAAUCACAAAGAGCACUGGUAUUGGGGAUGUGUUGAGAAUUCCCAUUGAAAGAUAAAGACAUCAGACACUUAAUUCACUUAUAAUCUUUACACAUUAAGCAUUUUCUAAAUACUGUAGCCUAUAACCCACUUCAGCAAGGUGAAAGGUCUUAAACAAAGGUAGAAGGUCUUAAAUAAAGACAUGGCACCUGCUAUUUCUGUGAAAAGAGCAAUAACUUGGAUUGAGAUGCCACGUGGGACUACCCAAAGCAGAUUACAGGGAUUGGUAAAGCACAAGGAGGCUCCAAGCAGGCUUGGGAGUUAAUAUCUGGAUAGGGUACUGCGCUUCAAUUACAAGAAUCAGUAAGACUAAUGUUCUGUCAGCUAAGCAGUGACUGAGGCACUGAAGUACUGUAAAACCUUGUUGGAAAUGAAGUGAUCAUGCAAAAGCUUUGUUGAAGUAUUCCACUUGCAGCUUCAGUGUAAUAUUAGAGUGUGCUUUGAACUAUUUAUCCUUCGGUUGAUCAUCCUAACACAAUUGAAAGUUUUAACAUAGUACAGUAAUACAUAAUAUAACAUUGGAACAUCAUGAGGAAAAUCUGAUUUCUAAUAGUAAUGUUUUGAUUUGACAGAAACAGGCAGGCAUCUCACCGCCAGCUACACUGAAGGAGGUCAAGGUAUAAGGAGUAGUUCCAGUUGCACGGGUGUGAGAAGAAAGACAGCCCAGCACACACUGUCACAGACAUGUUUGAAAACUACCAAAGGAUGUACACACACAAACAUUUACAAACAGGAACAGAUACAGUACAUACACUGAAAAGCAUGCUGCUUUCCCUUUACAAAUGUGAAGGUGAGCACAUGCACAAGUGAAUAAUUUGGGUGAACAUGUAAUUAAUGUACACAAUUGAAACUAUGACAUGGAGGAGGCCUCUCUGAGGAAGUCAGAGCCCAGGAAUGUGCAGCUGAACGUACUAGAGGCCGGGGUAUGGACACCCUGCUCUGGCUUUAGUUCCAGUGACCGCUAUUUCUACUGCCUAACACAACAGGCUCCCCAGAUCAACUCAAACCAUGCAGAGAGGAACUCACUUGGAAUUCACAGGUUCUCCCUCUCUAGCAAAUUACUCUACAGAAGAUAACUAGUUUGAUUAUCAAGCACAGCCAGAGGUAUUUCAAGUUUAAUGACCUGAUGAUUAAUAUUUAAGUGUCACUUUUUGAGAGUACACUGUGAAUGGUUCAUCUUUUCAUUUUGUUUCUUUAGCUUUAAAUGUCUCCAAUCUAAAUAAUGUAAAUGUUGAUGUCUGUGCAUUCCGAUAUGAGCAGUAUUUAAACUGUGCUUUUUGUUUGCUGACAUUUGACCAAUACCUUACCGUAACCAAACUAAGUCUUUACAUCGCUAAAUCUAUUAAUGUAACUGUUCUAUUUUUGGAAUGUGUUAGUUAAAAGUAGACAACAGAUUCAGUGGUUUUAGUUGAAUGGCAGUCUGUUCAGAGGUCCAAUCCAAUCAAGCCAACUCACCUAGUGGCUUAACAGGAUUUUGAGAUCUGCCAUAUAGGAUUACACAGAGAUAUUUGUGAGUACUGCUGAUAAUGGUGAAUAUUGUUGAUACUGUGCCUCUGAGUAGGUCUCAGAAGGAAUCAACCUGCUUUAACCACAUUCUUAGAAUAGAAGUCAGAAACUUUGGGACUAUUGUAUUUAAUGCUCUGCAUUGACUUGUUUAAGAGCCUUAAACGCUAUGAUAACAGAAUGUGAGCACAAAAUCAUUAGCGUGGAGAGAUAGACAAUCCAAUUGACUUGUAAUUUUGCACAAGGUAGGCUAGUGUUGUAUUUUGUAUGUAUGAUUCUUCUGGCCUGUAUAUUUGUUACUGAGAAACCCCUUUCAUGCCAUACUUUAUGUUAACAGUGAAUAUUUUAGAAGAAAAUCCAGUGCAGUGUUUUAUCUGCUUAUUUGACUUGUGUUGUGGUUAGAUGUGUUGUGGUUAGAAGUUGUCCAGUGAAGUUGUCCAAAGUGUUGUUUAUCACUCCAAUGACACAGUAUAUUUUUUGAAGGAUCACUUUAUAUACAAUACAUCAAAUGGUGAUGUAGUUUUAAGUGCUUCUCAUACUCAGUAAUGAACAACAUAA
Messenger RNA from Coregonus sp. 'balchen', 29178 nucleotides. The record is from the annotation of a GenBank genome assembly. NCBI's taxonomy places the organism in Eukaryota, Metazoa, Chordata, Actinopteri, Salmoniformes, Salmonidae.